Molecule: messenger RNA, 1647 nt
Organism: Tetrahymena thermophila SB210
Lineage: Eukaryota; Ciliophora; Oligohymenophorea; Hymenostomatida; Tetrahymenidae
Product: F-box protein
Exons: 5
Molecular function (GO): protein binding
Source: RefSeq, a predicted model, not a curated record
AUGGUUUAAAGACAAAUUGAUCAGUUUUUUAAAAAAAGCACUCCUUAAAAAGGCUGUGCUCCUUCUCCUUUCAAAAAGUCUUAGGAGUCUCAAGAUGUUCACUCUUAAGACUCCAACUUGAGCCUCUAGCAUGUUCACACUCCAAAUUCAAGCUAAAGACUUUUGUUUCAUGAUUCAACUUCCAGUAAUCCUAAUAAGCGCACAUACUCCUAGUUACUUCAGCAAAGUCCUGAAAGCAUUUAAUCAGAAAAUUCCCUACUCAACUAUUUUUCGGUUCAAAAAAUUAAGCAUUCAAAAGCCAACACUCUAAUUAGUUAGAAUAAUGAAGAUAUUUGCCAAGAAACCUAAUCGUCUAUCUUAGAUUUAUUAAAAAAUAAGAAACAAAAGCUGAAUGAAGACUCAAACAGUGUAUUCACUUACUUAAGGCAAGACAAACUUGAAGAUUCAAGACUUUUAUUUUCUUAGUUGAACUCAUUAAAAAAUAUCGAUAAAUUUGCUGAAUACUAACCAAAAUGGACUCUCCCAAUUAAUAUAAUGCUGAAAAUUUUAAGCUUCUUAGAGAUGAAGGAUUUGUUUAUCACUAUGUAGGUGAAUAGAAAUUGGAAAUAUAGUUCGUAAAAAUGCUUAAAAAACUAUCAUUUAUAUUUCCAAGAAUUCAGUAUAAAUAAUCUAACAAAAACUCACUUUAAUUACCUAAAGAAUAACUCUGAACUUAUUCAUAUAAAAUACAUUACUCAGCUCUUUAAGAAACAAAAAAUUGAUUCACUUUUUGAAAUAUUUAAAUUUUCAUUUAAGCUGUCUUAAGACUACAAUCAAGAUAAAUCAGACAAAAUGUUUGAAACCAUCAUUAUUUAGGCUGAUUCAAAUCGUUUAAAAUAUGUAAGUGUAAAAACUCUCAAAAAAAUGCUUGAAAAAAGCAGAAAUUCCAUAAAAAUUCUUUGUAUCAAAAAUUUAGACCUACCUAAAGAGGUCUAUCAAUAUAUCCACAACUGUCGUGAACUAGAGGAACUUUAUCUCCAAAACAAUUAUGAAAUUGAUGAUAGUAUUGUACAAGGCAUUAGCAGUAGAUGUAAAAAGCUUAAAAUUCUGUAACUUUCUUACUGCCCUUUAAUAGAAGAUUAAAGUAUAGAUUGUAUUUCAAGUAUAUCGAACUUGUAAAGACUUGAUCUGAGCAACAAUCACAACUUAAAAUUCUAGAACAUUAGCAAGCUUUAAAACAAUAAAAAUUUAAUUUCUCUAAGUCUUAAGAAUACAAAAAUAAACAAUCAAUGCUUAGAGUCUUUGUUGAAUAGCUUGUAGAAAGUUAGAAGAUUAAAUUUAGAUAAAUCCAAGGAAUUUAAUUUUUUGACAGUAAAAAUAUUGAAUACUAAAAUACCUAAAUCAGUGAGAUUUCUUUCAAUAGAUGAAAACAAUGUUUUUAGUGAGAAUUAAAUAAAUGAUCUACUUGAAAAAAACGAAGGUAUCUUACGUUUAAACGUGACCACAAAUUGCAACUCUGAAAGAGUCUAAAUGAAAUUACUUUAAAAUAAGCUCAAUAUGAUUUUUAAGAAUAUAGAAUCAGGGAUCAGGAGAUCUCAAUAAAGUGUAUUCAACAUGCUAAAAGCAUAUAAGAAUAACAAAAUUAAUUACUUUAUUAUCGAGGAUUGA